This is a messenger RNA of Schistosoma haematobium, 5701 nucleotides long. RefSeq lists its product as uncharacterized. NCBI's taxonomy places the organism in Eukaryota, Metazoa, Platyhelminthes, Trematoda, Strigeidida, Schistosomatidae. The transcript has 7 exons. Bases 142 to 1164 code for a protein of 340 amino acids. The record is from RefSeq and is a predicted model, not a curated record. Gene Ontology annotation, cellular component: plasma membrane. Gene Ontology annotation, biological process: neuron projection development.
CGAGAUGUUAGUUCACAGAUUUAAUUUAGUGAUAGCUAGUUCUUCGUUGGAAUAUUAAGUGCUGGCGGUGUGUUCCGAUCAAGGACGUUUGUUGUUGGGACGAGAAGUAGGAGAUUCCAGUCUUGUGUAUGUUGUCAGACAAUGGAUGGUUGUCUAGAACGUGUACCGUUUGUUUCUCUAAUUGGAUUCAUUUUGGUCGUGUGUGGUUCGGGGAUCAUGUGUGGGACGAACUUCGAAGCUCUGAAACGUAUAGACGACUUUUUCGAAAACAGGUUUUACCCAGUCGACGAACCGAAAAUGUUUCAAACAUUGGGAAUAAUUGUGUGUGUUUUAACCAUGAUCUUUGGCAUCAUAAAUGUUAUCGUAGGAGCAGUCACAACGGGUGACACACGCUCAAAAUUCUAUCCCAACAAACAUGGCAUUUUAUGCGGUCGUCGUUCUUCACGAUUUUUGUUGGGGUUGGCCUACUUGGUUACAUUCAUUUGGCUUCUUAUUUUUGUCACUUUGUCUAUACCGGUCUUUCUUUGGGUAAUGGUACAUAUUGUAUGUAGAGAAGAAACAGAUUAUUGGCGUAGUAUUAGUACGAAUAAAGAUGAAAGAGAUUUCACGUAUACAUUUAAUCUCACACAUUAUGGCCUUUAUCGUAGACCACUAGAUACUAGUCUAUGGAGUGAAUACGUAAAUUCGCCCAGCGCAUUUACACAUUUAUGUCAACAGACCUCCACUAUUGGACCAUUAUUUGCAAGCGCUUUAAUUGCUUGUUUCUUGGUGAUUCUUGGUUUGGACACUUUCAUUGCCUGCCUAUCUACGGCUUCUGUGAGACUGCAGUAUUUCUAUGAAAUUGAUCGUUAUCGAAAAUUAGUCAACUCGUCACCUCAAACAGAUCCCACUUGCUUAGAAGAAUAUUCUCUCCAACCUUUGCUACAACAACCUCUGUCUGUGCAGUCUGCUGGUUCGUGUAUCAAAGCAAAUACUUUACACUUCCCUCACGAUAAUUUGAAUACUAUAUCGCCUUUCAUGAAUUCCACACCAACAGGCAUAGGUCUCAUUUCUAGUCCUAACAUCUUCAAUGAGACACAGAUGUCUCAGCAAUUUUACUCUCAUAGACCCAUAAGACACUCUACUUACUCACAUCAACCAACUAUUCUGAGUAACAAUUAUUAAUUGAGAAAUUGCAUUUGUAAACCACCUCGUUUCACGCUUUUAUUUCGAAGCAUUAAUAUAAUCAAAAGCUUUUCGUUUAAUGCCAACUUGUCAAGUAUUCACAACUAUCCGGUCUAUUUAAUGCUUUGUUUAUUCAUAUAAUAUAUUCUCAGAAUUCCACUUUUAUAAUCCUCAGGUUUGAGUUGCAUUCCAUAUAUAUUUGUCCGUUUUAUCUUAUUUGUUUUAUAAGCUUUGUAUAUACUUAUUUAUAUUAGAUAGCUCAAUGUUCUUUUGUUAUUUUUGCUUGAAAAACACUUUUUUAAAAACUCAUUUCCCUUUGGGACGAAUCAUGAAACCUAUGUAACAUUUCUAAUCUCAUUAAAACAACCAGCAAUAUAUUCUCAUCUUGAGGUACAUCUUUUCUCCCGUGCACCUUUUUUAUUAGUCACCUACAAAACCACCACCAUGAACUGUUAUUUCAUCAAUACCAAAUAUGUUGAUUUACAAUAAACAUUCAUUUAUCGUCAAUUGUUGAAAUUUUGUUACCUAAAGUGGUUACUUCAAUGUUAUUAAUCAAUAGCUUAACCUAAUAGAGUUAGUACCAUCUUAUGGAUCAACUAUAGAACAGGACAAUAAACAGGAGAAAUGUAUAUUUAUUGCGAAAGUUACGAAGCAAUUACAUGGUGUGUAUAGAUAGCAUUCAAUCGUCCAUUUGCACCUUCCAGUGUGUUCUGCAAUCUGAACUGUCCUCUCGACUAACCUUCAAAACGUCAUACUUUCGAUGCACCGAAACUCUUCACUGCCUGACGGUUGUGAAUUCGACGCUACGUUCCGAUACACCUUAUUCGCAAACAUCCUUGAGAGUAGCAUCCACUACACAACUAAAAUUACGUAUACCUAUUAAAAGAGUAAUUUAACACCGUAUUGGUUUUUGGGAUAUUAAAUACAAUAAAGACUUAUCGUGAGAACGGCUUAGUUUUGUCGCGCACUUGAACUACAGCUACGAAUGACGCUGUCAAACUAAGUAUUAAGAUUAGUUGGGUAGUGUAACGACCAGGAGCAAAUGCCGUUGUAAGGUAAAUAAUGUGCUUUUGGUAAGGUGCAAGAGCAAAGCUUUACAUAAACCGAACUAGCAUGUAGUGAUGUAUUUUCUCUGGGCAAACAGUAUUCCCACGUCUUCUAUGUGGGAGAAAUAAGUGGAUAUUUUCUUCCAUGAAUACAUUUUAUUUUAUCUUCUGUGCAUCGUACUAUAGCUCUACAACGAAACGAUCGCUAAUUUUCCUUGGACAUUGUAGUCACUCAUCACUGCUUUGUUUUAUUUCAGGUGUUUCCGUGAUUUACACAGAAUGGGUCACUUUUCAAAAUAAUUUCGACCAUACGGUCUCCCUCUCGCCUAUCACCAGUCACCCUCGUUUCUUCAGUACCUCUUGUUAUUUACGCCACACACUAGGUUAUCCGCGAUGCUCUGCUUUAUAAUCGUUAUCAUCAAGUUCAGCGCAGGAAGUUGAAUUCCCAGUUGUACACGUGCAUUGUUUUGGGAAAUGCUGUGCAUGGAUGAGUAUUAACCUUCAUGUAAUUCAUACUAUAACACCAAAUUGAAGGUGGCGUGGUAUUUCGUGGUCACCAAGAUUCUGCGCUCUAUCAUGAAUAGGCUUAAGGGUGUGCAUUGGUGGGCAGCUCAGGGUUUAGAAAUCAACUGUCAGGUGGUUUUCAGUCUCCAACAAGUCCCGGUGUUAGAUAAAGUUUUUAAAAAUACCAACUAAUUAUUUGGCAUAGGAUAGUUGCGCCAAGUAUAAAACCUUAUGAUCGAAAUCAAAAGUUGCUAUUCAAGCAGGCUUUUAGAAAUGUAAGCUGAACUGUCAUCCAUGUGGAGCUUAUAUUUAUUGAGUAAAAGAUUAUAUCAAAUCGAUAGACAGUAAUGAUAACACUUGACUGUACAUCGAGAAUAGUUACAAUAAUCCGCAUAAUAUAAGACUAUUGCGAAAAUGCACCUGCUACGUUAGCAUGGGGAGUAGGGCAUCCUAAAGAGAAGCUAUAAAUUCACAGUCGUGUGCGAAUAUUUCGGGAAAGAAAAUAAGCUCUCCCACUCUCUGUCAUUUCAAGUCGAUUAAGAGCGAUUACUUUUUCUGGUGACUGCGGUAAAGAGCAUAUCAUUCUAAAUUUCUCCAACCUGAAAUAAAAACAAUAUCAGUUUAUUAAUACUGGCACAUAAUUCCAAGUGAAACCCAGUAUAUUUCUAACAGUGUUUCAUAAACAAACAUAAUUCCAUUUUUAAUGAAUGUUUUAAUAGAAAAAAAUGUAUCUUUUUCGCAUGAUAAAUAUUACAGGUCAUCAUAAGUUUAUCCAUCAGUAAAUCUGACAGCUAUGUAUCCAAUAAUUUAAAUAACAGAAAGCGAAUCAAAACACAACUAGGAGUGCAAAUACACAAUACACUAAGGCGCAUGGAUACGCCACAAGAAUGCGUUGGUGUUGCAUAUCCAAACUACGAACAAACAAUUUACUGGAAGCAAUUGUGCACCACGAAACGACAGUCGCUGUCAACACGACACCUAGUACACUUCUGGGAUAAAAGUUAAAUGAGAGUUGUACAUCAUUUUAUGUAUGACAAAAUAUAGAAAAAAAUUAUGUACAGGUAAAUUCGAAAAAGGGAGGUUACCGUUAUUAAAAUCUAAAUUGUAUAUCUAAUAUUUUUGAACUCAGAAACAACAAGAAUGGAUGUGGUAACCAAAAACAAUUGAUUGACGGGAUUGUGACAAAUUUACAAAUACCUAUUAACUCCAAUGUCAAUUCACAUGAAGGUGAAUAAGAGCCCAUGUAACGAGUAGGUGCAUAAUAAUCCAGAAGAAACUACGGUGAAUAACCUUACCACUGACGUAUAUAAUUUGAACUGUAAGGGGUGACUGGAGGUAGUCGACAGGAAACCCAAAACCUGUUUCGUGCUAUUUGACACUUACCAACAAGGUGUAAUCUUUUUGGAACAGAUGCUCCCUGGCAGACUUGAUUCCGUGUCACCCAGCUUUACAGUUGGUGUUAUCACUAAGCUAUCCGGGGCGCAACUGAUCUGUAGGACUCAGAUGUAUUUACAACUGAUUGAUCACUGAGUAGUAACCAAUCGCAAAGUCCUUAGUAUUAACUGAACUCUGUCGAUCCAGUUGCAGUGUGAUCACUUGUCGAAGUGACUUGAUAUUGUUUACAUUAUGCUGAGGUGCCAAAUGGUAUGAAACCUAGAUAUAUGGUUUCCUGUCGACUACUCCCAAUCACCACCUUACUUCCCAAUAUGCUGCGCGCAAUGUCGAGCCACUUAGACUAGUGACCACACUGUAUGAUUCAAUCAGCACUAAAAAGGACUAGACAUACAUGACAUUCAUUGAUCAACCAAUUGUAAAUCAGACAUUUUAGGUAUUACAUAAAUAUAUAAGAGAAGACGAAUAUGAUGUGUUUUUGUUGUGGACAGGGAAUGUAUGUAAAUCCUCCAUAUGAUGAUGAUGUCCCCAACAACAUAUUUAUUUAUUUAUUUGAACACAUAAAUAUUGGUACAAGAGGGCACCAAAUAUAGAUGCACCACUCACGCCACCACCAGCACUUAUGCAGCUACCCAGAUACACGAACUUCUCGACUACUUCUAUCUGCUCACCAUCCAGGGUGAGUACAGGGUUAGAAUCCUACCAGUCUUGUAGAAAUACUUUGCACUUUGAAGGUGCAAAGCAAAUACCGUACCUACGGACACUGAUUGCCAACUGAUUAAGCGCGAAUUGCAUGUCUUGGGCAUUAUCGCACAGUAAGACAAUAUCAUCCGCAUACUCAAGGUCGAGAAGUCUUUCUCCAGGCAACAGAUCCACACCACCAUUACUUACAUCCAUCAGAGCUGUUUCUAGGAUGUCGUCGAUGGCAAAGUUGAAGGGGAAUGGUGAGAUUGGGCAACCCCGCCUAACCCCACUGUUCGAAUGGAACAAUGGAGAAAGGUGGUUGUAUCCCCUCACUCUGCCUGAGGUGUUUGUAUAUAGGGCUUUUAGGAUGUUAAUAAACUUCUCAGGCACACCCUUCUUCAAUAGACAAUCCCAGAGAACAGUCCUAUCCAACGAAUCGAAGGCAGCCCUGAUGUCAAGAAACACUACGAUUGUUGGCCUUUGAUAAGUAUGGCGGUGUUCUAACAUUUGGCGGAGGGUGAGGAUAUGAUCAAUACAUCCUCGACCAGAACGAAACCCAGCCUGCUCCUCGAGAGUCAAUCUUUCUCGGGUUUUGAACAACCUACGAAGUAUGACGGAAGCCAAUAGCUUGGACGCAAUCGGAAGUAGACUUAUCCCCCGAUAGUUGUUACAGGAACGACGUGAACCCUUUUUAAAGAUAGGGACAACUAUCGACUCAUUCCAUGACGUUGAUACACUCUCUAGCUCCCACACCUUUGUAAACAACGUCGUCAGUUCCUUAGUCAGAAUGUCACCACCAUCUUUAAAAAGAGCCGGAGGUAAGUCAUCUGGGCCAGGUGAUUUGUAGCGCUUCAAGAGUUGGAGUUCCUUGCGGACUUCCGCUUCAUUUGGUGGAUAAGUCGUCACCUGCC